AUGGCAACUUCCACCCAGAACGAAUAUGCUGCAUUUGAAGAUAAGGUGAGGAGGACGGUUUUUAUCGACAACCUUUCUCCGCAAGUCACUACUUCUGUCUUGAAAACAGCCCUUGGGCAGUUUGGAAAUGUUGUCAGCAGCCAGUUCAUUCCAAACUACAUGGAGUCGAGGAGUAUCCCACAAUGUGCCUUAGUGGAGAUGGAGACAGCAAAGCAGGCUAAAUCCAUAAUUGCGGAGAUGACCACGUUUCCAUUUAUGAUGUCUGGAAUGCCCCGACCAGUGAGAGCUCGGCCAGCAGAAGUUGAGAUGUUCAGUGAUCGCCCUGCACGACCCAACAGAAAGAUACAAUGUCGUUGGGUGGAGAACAAGGAUCCAGACUUUGAGGUCGCGAAAAAAAUGAAGAAUCUUACCAGGAAGCAUGCUGUAGAAGCUUCAUUGCUGCUUAAGUAUCAACUUGAACAGGAGGAGAAGCUCGCCAAGCAACAGACGGAGGUAUUGAAAGGAAACUACAAGAAGUACGACAUGCUGGACGGCCUCACAACUGAUGGAACUCUCAACCGGUUGGCACGGCAUUACGACGUCAAUGUUGUAGAUGAUUGAAGACUCCAGCUUGGUUUCUCUCCCUCUCCUGGAAUGGAAUUACACCGCUUCCUUCAGUUUUCAGUUCGUUCGAGUGGGGCCCACUUUUCGGUGAUCCAUCCCAUCGGUUUGGAUGGACUAUGCAGAAACUCUCCUCGUAACUAUCCAUAUGCAGCCCAUCAUCAGUUGAAGAUUUAGAAUUGUCAUAUGAAGGGGUGGGGAAUGGUCCGAUCGCAGCAUGACCCAUUUGUGUUCUGGUUCGGGCCCAGAUAUUGAACUGGUAUGGCUAGGCUGAUUCAACAUAUUGAUAUUGCGCAGCCCAUUGAUGGCCCAUUUCCUGGCCUAGGCCCAGGAAUUUCAUGAAAUGUUAUUACCUUGUUGCUCAAAACAUUAUGAUCUAAACCUUGGAAGGAUGAAAAUAAAAGUAUGGUUUCUGACU
Magnolia sinica is the source of this 1018-nucleotide messenger RNA. RefSeq lists its product as uncharacterized. The record is from RefSeq and is a predicted model, not a curated record. Gene Ontology annotation, molecular function: RNA binding. The transcript is spliced from 3 exons. Lineage: Eukaryota; Viridiplantae; Streptophyta; Magnoliopsida; Magnoliales; Magnoliaceae. Bases 1 to 600 code for a protein of 199 amino acids.